Cydia amplana is the source of this 1498-nucleotide messenger RNA. RefSeq names its product sodium channel protein Nach-like. The record is from RefSeq and is a predicted model, not a curated record. Gene Ontology annotation, biological process: sodium ion transmembrane transport. Lineage: Eukaryota; Metazoa; Arthropoda; Insecta; Lepidoptera; Tortricidae. Bases 44 to 1498 code for a protein of 484 amino acids. Gene Ontology annotation, cellular component: plasma membrane. Gene Ontology annotation, molecular function: ligand-gated sodium channel activity. The transcript has 11 exons.
UUAUUGCUGUCUCUCCCUACUUCAUGUUUUAUUUCAGCUCACAAUGCGUUCACGUCUCCACCGGACGCUUUCGAAAAAAUUGAACACGUUCUGCGAUCACUCUACGCUCCACGGGGCGUAUUACCUGAAGAAAGGAAAAGGCACUGUCGUGCUGUGGAGCGGCAUAAUUGUGGCUGGCUUUGUGCUGUGGGGCGUGAUUGGGCACAUGAUCUAUCAGAAGUACAGCUGCGACCCCACCGUCACUGUGGUGGAGUCUACCUACUACGGGACUGACCAGAUUCCGUUUCCAUCGUUCAUGAUUUGCGACCCAAUGCCACUGUAUGGACCUAAAACUGGGAACGUAUCUCUUAUAUUAAACAGCCGAGGCUAUGGUGCCAGUGAGAUGAACGACUUUUUUGACAGUUUUCUUGACAUUCUUGAUGUUCAUUAUAUGCCACCAAUUCAUGUCAGGAAGAUGCAUGCUCUUCUGCAGGAUCUUGGAUUUAAUCUGGAGAUAUUACUUGAAAUGUUCAAGAAGCCAUGUGACGUGACGUUGGUGAAGUGCCGAUGGUGGUCGAUGGAGUUCAAGUGUUCGGAGAUGUUCCUCGAGGUGGUCACCGUCGUCGGCCAUUGCUGCCAAUUUGACAUCGCGCAUUUCAAACGUUUCGCUCCCAGUAACACCAAGUUUGUACCCGGCAACACGAUUUCGCGAGGACUCGAGCUUACUGUGAACGGUGUCAAAGAAUAUGCAAAUGGAACUGUACGCGAUGGAGCAGUGUUGAUGUACAUUUUCGACCCUGACAACCAGGUCACUGCGGUAGACAACCCCAUAUCCCUCGCUCCAACCAGCUAUUUCGAAGUGGAAAUCGGGAUCUUUCCCAUCGACUCCUCUCCAGAGGUCAAAGCCCUGCCUCUGAAGAUCAGGAAAUGCUCCUUAAGUACAGGCCAAGCCAUCGGAGCCAGUUUUUACCAAAAAUGCAUUUCAACGCUGCUAGUGAGAAAACUCGUGAAUUCGUGCAAAUGUCUCCCAUUUCUGUAUUCAGCUGAAGACUUGUGUGUAGAAGACUACCCGACCUGUACCUGGGAGAGAUACUUAUGUAUUGUACCACAAAUGGAUAUCACUUAUGCGGACAUGCACUCACUAAUUCGCAUGAACGACUGCUACCAGAGGUGCGACUACGUGGAGUACGACCCGAAAGUAGAGUUCGUACGAAAAUUGAAUAACACCAAGAACACAAACUACACCAAACUAGCUGUCCGCUACGCAUCCACAACCUGCAUGAAGUACAGGAGACAGAUCAUCUACACUUGGGAUCAGAUGUUAGCUAACCUCGGUGGAAUAUUCGGUCUCUGCUUGGGCGGCUCGUUUAUAAGUCUCAUAGAAAUUGUGUGGUUCCUCGUAGACAUCCUCGUCACCACAAUCAGUUACAGACCGAAAAAAAAGAAAGUUAUACUUGUUAACGACAAAUAUAAGAAACACGGCAGGAAUGAAAAUAGAUAUUACAAGUUUACACAUUAA